GUCAGCAAAAAAUGCAUUUUUAAGUCGGGAUUGCUUCUUAUUCCACUCAAAUGCAAAAAGAAACUGUCCAAGAUGAGUGUGGAUUAUGUACCAUAUGAUGAUUACACUGCCAACAACGAGACAGAGACAAACUUCACCGCUUUUGGACCGCUGAAUGUCAGCAGUCCUCAGUCCUCUUUGACUUCUCUUCUGGUGGCUUUUAACAUCAUCAUAUGCGUCGUCGGCCUGGCGGAAAACUCACUGGUGAUCUGGAUCUGUGGAUGGAAAAUGAAAAGAACUGUCAUCACCACUUGGUACAUCAGCCUGGCCAUCUCCAACCUGCUGUUUUGCGUCUUUCUGCCCCUGGAGAUGAUCUACAUGAUGACUUCGCAUUGGCCCUUUGGACUGGUGCUGUGUAAGCUCAUGUCGGCUGCUCUGUUCCUCAACAUGUACAGCAGCGUGUUUCUCUUGGUUCUGAUCAGCACUGAUCGAUGCAUAGUGGCAUCCUUUCCCGUGUGGUCGCGCAAUCACCGCACGGUACGGAGGGCCACCGCGCUCGUCGUCCUCACGUGGUUUCUCUCGGCGCUCCUGACCUUGCCCUCGCUGAUCUACAGGUGUACCACCUCGCAUGGGGAUGUCACGCUGUGCUUCACGCGUUACGCAGAUGCACCCGAACACAAGGCGGUGGUGCUGACUCGCUUCACCUGCGGAUUCCUCAUCCCUUUCAUUGCAAUUGUGCUGUGCAGCUCGGUGCUCUGCGUAAAGUUGAGAGGCGUGAGCAUCAAGUCGACCAAGCCCUACAAGAUCAUGGCAGCGCUCAUCUUGUGUUUUUUUGUCUGCUGGGUUCCCUACCACACAUUUGUCCUACUGGAGGUACACUUGAAGACCCUCAGCUUGGAGAGUCUUCACACUGGGAUGAAGGUAGGGGUGACUCUGGCGGCGGCAAACAGCUUCAUAUCCCCAAUUCUCUACGUCUUGAUUGGGAAUGACUUCAGUCAAAUCCUGAGGCGCUCGCUGACACAGAGGUUGGAGUCGGUGAUGGCGGAAGAUUUUCGUACUGGAGGCCUCAGUUACUCGCGGUCUCAGUCGGACCAAGCUGUUUGAUUGGGUACAUAAAACACAUUCAUUGGAUGAUUUCAUGAUUCAUGGUCAGUCUAUGUAUGUUAGCAUUAUUAAACGUCCUUGCUAUGGUAUGGUUUUGGUUUAAUUUAUUUUGAACAUGCAUACAUCUUACACUGUAGCCAACAAAAAGUGUCACUUCAUUAUCAUGAAGUACUGCGUCAUAGAAAAUAGAACGACGUCUCAUAGUUUAGGUUUUAGUAGAGCGUUCACGCUCCCACAACGUGCACGCAGAUAUCGGUGUGCAUGCAAAUACCAGAUGGAAGGAACAGAUGUACUACAGGAGUCUGUCAAAUAUUGUAAUGAGGGUGUAACAGGGGUACAAUCCCCUUCAGGGUGGUGCAACUGUAAUUUAUUUUUAUUUUUGUUUUGUGUUUUGCACUUCCCGACUACAAAGAUGUACCAGAAAAGGAAUGUACCAAAUCCCUGGAGCUGAUUGGUC
Messenger RNA from Dunckerocampus dactyliophorus (ringed pipefish), 1540 nucleotides. RefSeq names its product chemerin-like receptor 1. Lineage: Eukaryota; Metazoa; Chordata; Actinopteri; Syngnathiformes; Syngnathidae. Gene Ontology annotation, cellular component: plasma membrane. Bases 73 to 1083 code for a protein of 336 amino acids. The record is from RefSeq and is a predicted model, not a curated record. The transcript is spliced from 2 exons. Gene Ontology annotation, molecular function: G protein-coupled receptor activity; complement receptor activity. Gene Ontology annotation, biological process: complement receptor mediated signaling pathway; chemotaxis; phospholipase C-activating G protein-coupled receptor signaling pathway.